Messenger RNA from Cooperia oncophora, 372 nucleotides. NCBI's taxonomy places the organism in Eukaryota, Metazoa, Nematoda, Chromadorea, Rhabditida, Trichostrongylidae. The record is from the annotation of a GenBank genome assembly.
AUGCCGCUGAUGCCAGUGAUCUUCCGCAAGAACAGGGUGGAAGGGUUUUUUCGCGGUUGUUAUGGCAUUGACCCGGACUGCACUGAAACGUGGGACAUCAGGCAUUCCUGUAAACGUCGUGCCAUGAUAGUUAUGGAUGUCUCAUCUGAUAUGUCAACGCUCAUGAAGAAAGGGGAAGUAUUCAUCAUCUCCACUUCGAUCAUUCAGCAGCUUGACAUAAGAAAACAUUUCAUCAGCGUUGGAUUGGCUACCAGUGGCGAGCUCACAUCCAAGCUUUACUACUACAGCGACAGCAGACAUCAAAUAUGCGACAAUUUGGCGAGUCUACAAAAAGCCGUUAACUCGGCCACUUACAAAAAACUUGCAGGGUGA